AUGUUUGCUUUGCAAAAACGAUUAACUACAUUCUUAUGUUCAGGCAUUAAGAUUGUGGCAGAAUGUAGAUAUGCAAACGCAUCUAAUCAUGUAUUCGUAGACAGUAGAUAUAUGCAAAAAAUUAUCAGCAAAAAAACAGGAGGAAAGAGUUCAAAGACGAAGAAAAAGUGGCAUCAGUCAUUCGCAGCAGAUCCUUUGGAAAUAUUUAAUAUAAAAGAGCCCAGGAAUAAACAGGGAGAGUCGAGGACCGAGUCAACCCGUGCCAGGCAGCUUGGCCAUGUGCUGUAUGAUAAAAUUGUUCAGAUUAUCAACACAGGGGAACUAUCGGAGGAGUUACUCAGCAAACAAGUCUCCAUCACUUCGGUGAAGAUGUUGCCUAGCUUUCAAGGUGUGCAUGUUUGCUGGGAUAACAACCGUACUGAUGCAGCGGAGGUGGAAACUUUAUUACAUGCUCAUGCGGGAAAACUCAGGAGCAUCUUGAUUUCUUACCACGUGUUAGGCCGCAUUCCUACGAUUACUUUCGUGAAGGAGGGGUUGCACACGGACUUAGCACGAUUGGAUCAGCUGUUUGAAAUAGCUGACUAUGGUCCUGACUAUGUUCCGUCUCAGAAUAGCCUUCAGAGAAGCCAACUGUUGUCAGAUUGGGGUAGGCAUUUAGUACCUCAACCUUCAGAUCCACUUGCAGCUAAUAUGAAUAACACAACUGAUGCUGGGUUCUACAGUCCUGAGGCAACAUCAGUCCUUAAAGCCGAAGGUUCUGUAGCACCUGAUUUUGUUGUGAAUGACAAUGAGAAUAGUGAUUCGGACUCUGCUCAGUCUUCAGAAAAUAACACCCAGAGUGUCGGCUCAUCGCUGGGACUAAAAUUUAUGUCCAAUGUGUAUAAUCUGCCACAUAAUGAUCUCAUGAAGAAGGUGAUUGCCCAGAAGGGGAAGCACCCAAGUGAGUUACUAAACAAGGCAGAAGCAACGGUGGAUUUUGAUACCAAGCAGCUGAAGUCCAGAAAGGAUAAGAUAAGGCUGCAGUAUGUGGCAGAUUCCAGCAGGGUUAAACAAAGACUUUUAGAAAGAGAUCCGGAAGACUUCAAGCCUGAGGAUUGUCAAUAA
Candidula unifasciata is the source of this 1104-nucleotide messenger RNA. The record is from the annotation of a GenBank genome assembly. Lineage: Eukaryota; Metazoa; Mollusca; Gastropoda; Stylommatophora; Geomitridae.